UGUGUGUGAAAAGGCAUUUGCAAAGUCAAAAGAUCUUAAGAGACACCAGAGAACACACACAGGAGAGAAAACCUUCAAGUGCACUGUGUGUGAGAAGGCAUUUUCAACGUUAUCACAUCUGAAAACACACCAGAGAAUGCACACAGGAGAGAAACCCUUCAAGUGCAGUGUGUGUGAGAAGGCAUUUGCAACUUUAUCAAAUGUUAAGCACCACCAGAGAACACACACAGAAGAUAAACCCUUCAAGUGCACUGUGUGUGAGAAGGCAUUUGCAACGUUUUCAAAUCUUCAGACCCAUCAGAGAAUACACACAGGAGAUAAACCCUUCAAGUGCAGUGUGUGUGGGAAGGUAUUUGCACGGUCAUCACAUCUUCACGACCACGAAAGAACACACACAGGACAGAAACCCUUCAGGUGCACUAUGUGUGAGAAGGCAUUUACAGAGUCAUCAACUCUUCACGACCACCAGAGAACACACACAGGAGAGAAACCCUUCAAGUGCACUAUGUGUGAGAAGGCAUUUGCAAAGUCAUCAAAUCUUCAAAGACACCAGAGAAUACACACCGGAGAGAAACCCUUCAAGUGCACUAUGUGUGAGAAGGCAUUUGCAACGUCAUCAAUUCUUCAGAGUCACCAGAGAACGCACACAGGAGAGAAACCCUUCAAGUGCACUAUGUGUGAGAAGGCAUUUACAGAGUCAUCAACUCUUCACGACCACCAGAGAACACACACAGGAGAGAAACCCUUCAAGUGCACUAUGUGUGAGAAGGCAUUUGCAAAGUCAUCAAAUCUUCAAAGUCACCAGAGAAUACACACCGGAGAGAAACCCUUCAAGUGCACUAUGUGUGAGAAGGCAUUUACAGAGUCAUCAACUCUUCACUACCACCAGAGAACCCACACAGGAGAGAAACCCUUCAAGUGCACUGUGUGUGGAAGCGCAUUUUCAACGUUAUCACAUCUGAAAUCACACCAGAGAAUGCACACAGGAGAGAAACCCUUCAAGUGCAGUGUGUGUGUGAAGGCAUUUGCAAAGUCAACAAAUCUUCAGAGUCACCAGAGAACGCACACAGGAGAGAAACCUUUUAAGUGCACUAUGUGUGAGAAGGCAUUUACAGAGUCAUCACAUCUUAAAACACACCAGAGAACGCACACAGGGGAGAAACCCUUCAAGUGCACUAUGUGUGAGAAGGCAUUUACAGAGUCAUCACAUCUUAAAAAACACCAGAGAACACACACAGGAGAGAAACCCUUCAGGUGCACUGUGUGUGAGAAGGCAUUUUCAGAUUCAUCACUUCUUAAAAGACACCAGAGAAUACACACCGGAGAAAAACCCUUCAAGUGCACUGUAUGUGAGAAGGCAUUUACAGAGUUAUCACAUCUUAAAACACACCGGAGAACGCACACAGGAGAGAAACCCUUCAAGUACACUGUGUGUGGAAGCGCAUUUGCACAGUCAUCAAAUCUUAAAAGACACCAGAGAAUACACACAGGAGAGAAACCCUUCAAGUGCACUGUGUGUGAGAAGGCAUUUGCAAAGUCCUCAAAUCUUCAGAGUCACCAGAGAACGCACACAGGAGAGAAACCCUUCAAGUGCACUGUAUGUGAGAAGGCAUUUUCAAAGUCAUCAAGUCUUCAAAAUCACCAGAGAACGCACACAGGAGAGAAACCCUUCAAGUGCACUAUGUGUGAGAAGGCAUUUACAGAGUCAUCACAUCUUAAAACACACCAGAGAACGCACACAGGGGAGAAACCUUUCAAGUGCACUGUGUGUGAGAAGGCAUUUGCAAAGUCAUCAAAUCUUCAGAGUCACCAGAGAACGCACACAGGAGAGAAACCCUUCAAGUGCACUAUGUGUGAGAAGGCAUUUACAGAGUCAUCACAUCUUAAAACACACCAGAGAACGCACACAGGGGAGAAACCCUUCAAGUGCACUAUGUGUGAGAAGGCAUUUACAGAGUCAUCACAUCUUAAAAAACACCAGAGAACACACACAGGAGAGAAACCCUUCAGCUGCACUGUGUGUGAGAAGGCAUUUUCAGAUUCAUCACUUCUUAAAAGACACCAGAGAAUACAUACCGGAGAAAAACCCUUCAAGUACACUGUGUGUGGAAGCGCAUUUGCACAGUCAUCAAAUCUUAAAAGACAUCAGAGAAUACACACAGGAGAGAAACCCUUCAAGUGCACUGUGUGUGAGAAGGCAUUUGCAAAGUCCUCAAAUCUUCAGAGUCACCAGAGAACACACACAGGAGAGAAACCCUUCAGGUGCACUAUGUGUGAGAAGGCAUUUACAAAGUCAUCAAAUCUUCAAAGACACCAGAGAACACACACAGGAGAGAAACCCUUCAAGUGCACUGUGUGUGGAAGCGCAUUUGCACAGUCAUCACAUCUUCAGAGCCACCAGAGAACACACACAGGACAGAAACCCGUCAAGUGCACUCUGUGUGAGAAGGCAUUUGCAAAUCCAUCAAAUCUUCAUAUUCACCAGAGAACGCACACAGGAGACGCACCCUUCAAGUGCACUAUGUGUGAGAAGGCAUUUACAGAGUCAUCACAUCUUAAAAAACACCAGAGAAUACACACAGGAGAGAAACCCUUCAAGUGCCCUGUGUGUGGAAGCGCAUUUGCACAUUCAUCAAAUCUUAAAAGACACCAGAGAAUACACACAGGAGAGAAACCCUGCAAGUGCACUAUGUUUGAGAAGGCAUUUGCAAAGUUAUCUAAUCUUCAUAGUUACCAGAGAAAGCACACAAGGGAGAAACCCUUCAAGUGCACUGUGUGUGGGAAGGCAUUUGCACGGUCAUCACAUCUUCAAAGACACCAGAGAACACACAGGCAUCAGAAGAUCCCCAAGGAGUGGAGUCUGAAAUCGGCUUGUGUAAGUCCAAGUGCUGCAAUGAGCCCAUCCCUGCUGAAAAAAGAACCAGAAUUUAAUUCCAGCUUGGACGCAAUGAAAUGUGUCAAGGUGGAUUUUGAAAAGGUGAAAUGUGAAGAAGUGAUGGUGAAGAGCGAAGAAGCGAUGGUAAAAUGUGAAGAUGAAGAAUCAACUCCAAAAUGUGACCUUCACAUCGAUCAAGGCAACGUGAAGCAGGAGGAGAAUUCUCACUGUGAGGCAGAGCGAGGUAACUCCCAGGAGUUUGUGGAAGUGGAGGUGUGGGUGGACUUCUUAGACAAUACAAAGUCAAAUGGAGACCCGGUAGAUAUGUAAGCUUGAGACAAUGAAGCCCCAGUAGAUUCACCUUUGUCACAGGCCUUUAAUUACAUUAAAGUGAAGUUGCACACUCAAUUCCUAGGUUCAGCCUGCCGAGUAAGAGGGGCCAGUAUUUGCAGACCUGUGGAUUGGGUAGAUCUCUAACCAGGAGCCAGAGCCAAUACGCUCCCAAGCAUUCAUAAUGUUAUAAUAUUAUAAUGAUGCUUGUUUAAUCGCCUCAGCAGCUCGGAGUUUUGUAUCAUAUCUCAUCACAAACACUCGAAGAGCAUGUUGUGCAUAUGCCUUUUCCAAAAAAAAUUAUUAAGUGAUUCUGCCUUUUUUGGUAAUAAUUUUGAUCGGGAUGUAGCGCUGGGGCACAGAAAGGGUGAAUCGCCCCCCUGCCUCCUACCUUGCCACCAGACCGGUGGAGGAUAAUAACUCACAAGCCUGCUUGGAAAGUAAUACAAUUUAAUUAAAAAAAUGGCAAACCAUAAGAUGGAAACAGCAGGGGUCACAAACCUCCCUUGGACUUUGAAAUCCACCCAAGGGCAGUUAAUCAUCAUGAGCUGACUGGGUUUUUAAAAAUACUACAGUGAAGUUCGAAGCUUAGCUAUAUGUUCAACCUCAGGAUAUCAAAAUAUACUUGAGAAUAAGAAGCACAGAUCCCUGGCGAUAUAGACGGGGAACAAAGGUUAAUAAAACCCUCGGAAUAUACUCGGUAACAACUACGGUAUACCAUAUCUUGGUUAAGCAUGAACCAAAUAAUAAUAAUGAAAGUAUUAGACCUAGGGUCAUUCAGAAGAGAUACAAUGUGAAAUAUGUCAAUCUCACGAACAAGAUAAUGUAUUCCACGGGAUCAGAGUCUCACCAAACGCCUUCGUCUUCUAGUAGCUAACAGCACAUGGUAGCAGUAAAUUAUGUAUGCAGGGGGGCGUCUUCCCCUAAUAUAUCAAAUACCAUGCAAGAAUUCCAAACAGCGACGUGAGUGCAGUGAAUGUUGCUCUAAACGUACUUCAAGUCACUUGCAGAGUCAAAACUGCGGAAAGUGGUACGGUACCAAGCUAUAAGAGGUGAAUAAAAAAAAAUUACUUCCAACUCGUGAUGAGAGGACAGCAUACAUGGUGACAGCAAUCACACUCCUGCACAAUAGGUCACGACUUCAAAGGCCACAGCGCCCCUUUUUGACAGAGACUGCAAGUCUGAUGCAAAUUUUUUUGAACACUUCCAACCCGUUAUGGGAUUGUGGGGUACGCUGCCCAAACCGAAUACACACACACAGGGAGACAAUUGUGUUAAAAGCUUUAUUUUCAUCACAGAAUCUUGCCCGCGAAUAUAUUAAAGCCUUUAGCCAAUUGAUGAACAUUUGUUAGACAAGCAAGCACACUACCGCACACCAUUGUUCCAAGGCAUUACGUUAAUUGCAUAAUCUAAAAAAUGAAUUCAUUGAGGUCUACCUUUGCUUAGGCACGUUUCUUUAUUACCGUUCGUAUGAAUAUUGUCACAUUAAUUAAAAAAACUUUUUCCUGUUGCUGUGUAUGAUCACCUUACUCUGUAGAAUGAGCCAAUUGUUCUGUUACCCAGUUUGACAAACAUAAUUUUUGAGGGUUAAAUGUACGGAUCAAUGAGGAGGACAUCUCCAGGAGUACUGUGUUGGCAUUCCUAGCAUAAGAGUUCGCAUGUUAGAAUGUUACGUGUUUUUUUUAGAUUAAAGUUGCUUAACACAGAGUCUGAGUGGUGUUUUCCUAAGUCCAUGCAUAAUAUCUUUGUAACCUAUGAAAGGCAUUUUUUGUCUGUCUGCGUACGCUCGCUUGCGGGUGAUUUGGCUCUCGGACCGUGGGGUUUACCGAGAAAUGUUUUGCCAGGAGGCACGCCCCGAGCCCCGCGGUGGGAAUAUGCAUUUCCGUUUUUUAGUCCCUAAACUUUAAAGCGGUUUAAUUAUCCAUUUAGUGCGAUUUCUCUUUAUUUAUUUAGCACACCGUUGCGCAUGUACGAAACGCUGACCAAGGGUUGUCCCUGGCAACGGGCAGCACACCGUUGUUGCAGGGUGGAUGCCAUUUCUCACCCGUGUGAAAAAAUAUGCGCACACAUUUACACGCGACGCUGAGGUAAAUACAUCAAAGUUUCAUGUCCUCUACUCUCUCCACCCCCCACCCCAAUGUGUGCAAUUUCUAUUAUAGGGUCGGUAGAUAAUAAAAUUAUAGAGAUUAGACUAUUAUUCUAGCGUGGGGGUGGGGGGUAGCGGCCCAGCCCCCAGCCUCGCCCGGCUGGGCAAUCUAGGCGAGGCCAGAGGCUCUGCACGGGACUAGCCCUCGACACCCCACUCUUGUUAGAGUCGAUAUACCCAGCAUUGCCCGGGGGGGAAAUACAUUUAAAAACUUCUGAAAACUUUAAAACAUAACAUAGCAAUGAAAAUGAAACUCGGUAAAUUAAAAUAAACCCGAGCGUGCCACGAAUCGAUUCUUUAAAUAUAGACUGUACAAAUAGUUAUUAAGCUGGGUGAGUGUACUGGCAGUUUAUAAUGCAGACUGUAGCCUGCUUAUUAAGUAAAGUAGCAGGUACCACCACAGUCAGUAUGCACUACUGUAAUAGCAGGUACCACCACAGCAGUAUGCACUGCUGUAAUCAUAGCAGGUACCACCACAGCAGUAUGCACUGCUGUAAUAGCAGGUACCACCACAGUAUGUACUGCUUUCAUCAUAGCAGGUGCCACCACAGCAUGUACUGCUGUCAUAGCAGGUACCACCACCACAGUACUGCUGUGAUCAUAGCAGGUACCACCACAGUCGGUAUGUACUGCUGUCAUCAUAGCAGAUACAACCACAGUAUGUGCUGCUGUCAUCAGAGCAGGUAACACCACAGUCAGUAUGCACUGCUGUAAUCAUGGCAGGUUCCACCACCACAGUAUGCACUGCUGUGAUCAUAGCAGGUACCACCACAGCAGUAUGCACUGCUGUAUUCAUAGCAUGUACCACCACAGUCAGUAUGCACUGCUGUGAUCAUAGCAUGUACCACCACUAUGCACUGCUGUCGUGAAAGCAGGUACCACCAGUCAGUAUGCACAGCUGUAGUCAUAGGAUACCACCACAAUCAGUAUCCACUGCUGUAAUCAUAGCAGGUACCACCACAGUCAGUAUGCACUGCUGUAGUCAUAGCAGGUGCCAUCACUGUAGGUAUGCACUGCUGUAGUGAUAGCAGGUACCACCUCAGCCGGUAUGCACUGCUGUAGUGAUAGUAGAUACUGCUAUCGAGUUGGUAGAUACUGCUAUAUAGAGUUAGUAGAUACUAAAACAGUCAGUAUAUACCACUACAGCUCAGUCAAUACUGCUACAAUCAGUAUAUACUACUAUACAGUCAGUACAUACUAGUACGGUGAGUAGCUAUUAGAGUCCGUAGAUACUACUAUAGAGUGAGUAGAUUUUGCUAUAGAGUUAGUAGUUACUACUAUAGUCAGUGGAUACUACUAUAGUCAGUGGAUACUACUAUACAGUUAGUUGUUACUACUAUAGAGUCGGUAGAUACUACUGUAGGCCCAGUAGAUACUACUACGGUCAGUCGUUAAUACAAUCAAUAAAUAAUACUCCAGUCAGUAGCUACUACUCGCUCAGUAGAUACUACUGUCCAGUCAGUAGAUACAACUACAGAGUCAAUAGAUACUUCCUCUGUUGUAUGUAGGGUGGUGUAAAUAUAAUUUUUGAGGGGGGGUGUCCACAAUUUUCGGAAACCUUUUACAUCAAAUAUUUACCCCACAAUUUCUACAACUUUUUGGACUUUUACAAGCUUCUUAUAAUUUUGUUGAUGGAGAAAUGUACAAACGGCCCACCGGGCUUUCACAAUACCUUAGUAUCUGUGUGUGUAUAUGUGUAGGGCUUGAGAUAGCGCGCCACGCAUCCCCCGCCUCUGUUGCUAUGCGAGCAAGCACAGUACAGUGGGGUGAUGUGAGGUAAUGGUUGUUGUUGUGACUUUAGGCGAAGUGGGUCAUUAAGAGUUGAAACAGGUGUCAGGGUAGCCGGCAGGACAUAGGCCAGUGAAAGGUAAUUGGGCAUUAGACGGCGUCGCUCUGGCGGCGAAAACAAGGCCACGUGACACGGGGGGCCAGGGGGUGAGCGAUAAGCAGAGGGUAGAGAUAAUUAGGGUGAUUAAUUGGUGUGGGGAUAUAAGCCAGAGCGCAACGGAGAGAAGGGAGUCCUGUACGAGUUGGUGUCGUGGAUGGAGCUGCAGCAACGGUGCCCAGGGAGUCGCAGAGCAAGUGAUAGUAGAGUAAGGUGUAGAGAGACAGUGUUAGUAGAGUAAAGCGUAGAGAGACAGUGUCAGUAGAGUAAAGCGUGGAGAGACAGUGGUAGCGAGAACGCAGUGAGCAGACAGGGUAGCCAUGCAUCGGAAGGAUGCAGAGUAGGAGAAACCGUAGAGACGACAAGCGUAGCGAUAGUGAGGUAGAGAGACGCAGAGCGACGCGGAGCGGAGUGAGGGCACGGAGAGACGCGGAGCGGUGGCGCAGCAGAGCGACGCGGAGUGGAGCGGGGUUGCGCCGAGACGCGGAGCGGUGGCGCGGCGAAGGUGGACUCUAAGAGGAAAAUAAAGAGAAAGACAACCCUUGUACGAGUCCUACAUAUGUAAGGUUUUUAAGAGACAACAAACUCCGUGAUAAGAAGGCUCAGCUAAUUGAGUCUCUCACCUUUCUGAAGAGAUGCCGCGACUAUAAGGUCUGGAUUGCAAUACUGCGAGCACCAGCCAUGGCUGGCAGCCUCAAUGACGCAACAAAAAACUCUCCGUGAUGCGUGGCUUUUGACGAUGCAGAGCUCCCUAUCAAUUUGCCAGUCACGAGGGCAAUCCCCGGAGCCGACCACUCGCAGUACUUCUUCUUCUUUCAUAUGGCAUUGUGAAAAGCAACAGUUGUUAUUUUAAAUGAUCGUCAUGAAUGAAUGCAAAGGUUUCUUAUCCAGUCCAAUGAUGUGGUUGAAGCAGUGUGAAUUUUAGCGAUACCGCCAGGAUGUGCAUGGAUGGAGCAUUCAUCGGUGAUGUGCUUGAUGGUUUGGACUUCUCCAGUCGUAGUUGGGUGUUUCGUUGAGCAGUGCUUAUAUAUGAUACUUUCCACCUGUUGUAUAUAUUCGGUCUGAAAAAUUAUAAAAUGUAAAAAAUGAAAUGACAUUUUUUUUAAACUGUAAUGUUCCCGAAAUUAUGCUAAUUUAUUUAAUCAUGAAAAUGUUGCUUGUAUGCUAAUUAGGUAGGUGCAAUUGUAUUCAGUUAUGCAAGUGUAUGUAAUUAUGAUAAUGAAUUCAAUUAUGAUCAUUAGCUUCUGCUUCGUUGUCUAUGGUUGUAUUAUCACUGGUCAACAAAAAAAAGUUUAUUUCUGGCCUGGACUUUUGCAGCUGUUCUCGACUAAUUUCAGGGUGCUGAUUCCAAAUCUGAUCUCAGAUUUGCUCGAUCACAUCUCAUUUUAUGCUAUCGGCAUACCCCAUUUUCAUUGAUUUUACCCGAAAUUAACUCUGUCACUUAUGAUUGCAAGUUGUUGCGAGUCAGUGACUGCUUUAGUGUUAAAAUAUGGUGCUGUAUUUUUUUGAUAGUGUUUAUAUCAUUUUAUGUAGAUAUCCACAUUUAUUUAAUAUUUUUCUUCUGCAGUUUUUAUUGAAAAUGCAAUAUUUGAUAUCUCAAAAACCUGAUGUGAUAGACACAAACUGAUGCUAGAUUUGGAAGCAGCACCCCAAAAUUACCUUAAACCCGUUGGAAUACCUUAUGCCAGAAAAAGUGUGUUGACCAGCGAAUUUUCAAUCAGGAUAAUACAAUGAUUCUCACUUUAACUUUUACUGAUUAUGCCUUAGUGUUAUAUCAGGUCUCAAAAUUCAGAUCUCUCCGCAGGAUACAGUUCUUAAUUAAUAUUAUGUAUGGACUUAGAAAGGCACCACUCAGACUCUUCUGUGUUAAGCAACUUUAAUCUCUAAAAAACACAUAACAUUCUAACAUGCGAACUCUUAUGCUAGGAAUGCCAACACAGUACUCCUGGAGAUGUCCUCCUCAUUGAUCCGUACAUUUAACCCUCAAUAAGUGUUUGU
Messenger RNA from Lethenteron reissneri (Far Eastern brook lamprey), 9234 nucleotides. Its product is annotated as zinc finger protein 271-like. Gene Ontology annotation, cellular component: nucleoplasm. The record is from RefSeq and is a predicted model, not a curated record. Gene Ontology annotation, biological process: regulation of immune system process; negative regulation of transcription by RNA polymerase II; regulation of cytokine production. NCBI's taxonomy places the organism in Eukaryota, Metazoa, Chordata, Hyperoartia, Petromyzontiformes, Petromyzontidae. Gene Ontology annotation, molecular function: DNA-binding transcription repressor activity, RNA polymerase II-specific; RNA polymerase II cis-regulatory region sequence-specific DNA binding.